AGUUGGGAAAUCUCUAGGGGCCGCAGUGCCCACCCUGGUCUCCCGCCACCCCUGCAGCCCAGAGGGGUCCAGGGACUGGCGCCGCCCUGUUUCUUCCAAGCAGGGAGAGAAAGGAUCCAGUGCAGCCCGGCGAGAAGCCCAGGAUGUCCCUGAGGGCUGUGGUCCUGACCCUGGCCCUGGUGGCUGUCACCGGUGCCCGGGCUGAGGUCAGUGCCGACCAGGUGGCCACCGUGGUGUGGGACUACUUCAGCCAGCUGAGCAGCAACGCCAAGGAGGCCGUCAAACACCUCCAGCAGGCCGAGCUCACCCAGCAGCUCAACGUCCUCUUCCAGGACCAGCUCGGGCAAGUGAACGCCUACACGGACAACCUGCAGAAGAAGCUGGUGCCCUUCGCCACCGAGCUGCAGCAGCGCCUCGCCGAGGACUCGGAGAAGCUGAAGGAGGAGAUCCGGAGGGAGCUGGCGGAGCUGCGGGCCCGGCUGCUGCCCCACGCCGACCAGGUGAGCCGGAAGAUCAGCGACAAUGUGCACCAGCUGCAGCAGCGCCUGGGGCCCUACGCCGACCAGCUGCGCGCGCAGGUCGACACGCACGCCGAGCAGCUGCGGAGCCACCUGGCCUCCCACGCGCAGCUCCUGGAGACCGUGCUGCGCGAGAACGCGGACAGCCUGCAGUCCUCGCUGACGCCCUACGCGGAGGAGUUCAAGGCCAAGAUCGACCAGAACGUGGAGGAGCUCAAGGGGCGCCUCACGCCCUACGCCGACGAGCUCAAGGCCAAGAUCGACCAGAACGUGGAGGAGCUGCGCCGGAGCCUGGCUCCCUUCGCGCAGGACGUCCAGGAGAAGCUCAACCACCAGCUCGAGGGGCUGGCCUUCCAGAUGAAGAAGAACGCCGAGCAGCUGAAGGCCAAGAUCGCGGCCAACGCCGAGGAGCUGCGGCAGAGGCUGGCGCCCGUGGCCGAGGACGUGCGCGGCCAGCUGAGGGACAACGCCCAGGGGCUGCAGGAGUCGCUGGCCCAGCUCCGCAGCCAGCUGGACCGGCAGGUGGAGGAGUUCCGCCGCAGCGUGGGGCCCUACGGGGAGACCUUCAACCAGGCCCUGGUGCGGCAGGUGGAGGAGCUCAGGCGGAAGCUGGGCCCCCACGCGGACGGCAUGGAGCACCACCUGAGCUUCCUGGAGAAGGACCUGCGGGACAAGGUCAACUCGUUCUUCAGCACCCUCCAGGAGACGGAGGCCCAGGGCACGGCUCCGGCCCUCCCCGAGCGGGAGCCCGAGCAGGCGCCGGCCCCUUUGGAGAGCUGAGCUGUCCCUGGUGCUUCCCAGCUACCAGCAACACCUGCCCCGCCCUGCCUCCUGUCUGUCUGUCUGUCCCAAGGCAGUUCUUGUACAAGCCUGAGGACACAUGUCCAGCGGGAAGAGACACUACCUCUUGCUACUCAAUAAAGCUGCUGAGAAACUA
Messenger RNA from Suricata suricatta (meerkat), 1455 nucleotides. It is a transcript of the gene APOA4, whose product is annotated as apolipoprotein A4. The transcript has 4 exons. The record is from RefSeq and is a predicted model, not a curated record. Gene Ontology annotation, cellular component: chylomicron; blood microparticle; high-density lipoprotein particle. Lineage: Eukaryota; Metazoa; Chordata; Mammalia; Carnivora; Herpestidae. Bases 144 to 1298 code for a protein of 384 amino acids. Gene Ontology annotation, biological process: very-low-density lipoprotein particle remodeling; high-density lipoprotein particle assembly; cholesterol homeostasis. Gene Ontology annotation, molecular function: phospholipid binding; cholesterol binding; phosphatidylcholine-sterol O-acyltransferase activator activity.